Engraulis encrasicolus (European anchovy) is the source of this 3180-nucleotide messenger RNA. RefSeq names its product tudor domain containing 3 (gene tdrd3). Gene Ontology annotation, molecular function: protein binding. The record is from RefSeq and is a predicted model, not a curated record. NCBI's taxonomy places the organism in Eukaryota, Metazoa, Chordata, Actinopteri, Clupeiformes, Engraulidae. Gene Ontology annotation, cellular component: nucleus. Bases 149 to 2815 code for a protein of 888 amino acids. The transcript is spliced from 15 exons.
UCAAAUGUUUUUGUUCGCUGUCGCGCACUGGAAUUAGGCAGCUAUUUACUGAGUGCAAUAAACUGUCGUUAUUUACAGGAAAUACAAUGGCUUGUCCCCCUAAUAAAUAAUCAAUUUGCGAGAACAUAGGGGACGAAUAUCAUAGGGAAUGGCUGAAUUAGCCGCAGCCCUCUCCAAAGAAGGCUGGUACCUUUCAGAAGAAGGCAUAAAUGAGUGCAAGGGUUCAAACGAGAAAACCUCAGCAAGUGACAUCAUCCGCAUUGCACUCAAUAGUGAUCUGCGGCCUAUUGGAAAGAGCUUUUUGCCCUCUGAAAUCAACAGUGGAAGAAUAGAAAAGGUUGAGGGUCCAUGUGUGCUUCAGAUCCAGAAGGUGCGGAAUGUUUCGGCCCCGAAGGACCACGAGGAAUCCCAGGGCGCCCCCAGGAUGCUCCGCCUUCAGAUGACCGACGGACACACCUCCUGCACGGCCAUCGAGUUCAAACACCUCUCCAAGAUCAGUAUGAACACGCCGCCGGGUACCAAGGUGAAGCUGCUGGGCUCGGUGCUGGUGAGCAACGGCUUCCUGCUGCUGGACGACUCCAAGGUGGCCGUGCUGGGAGGAGAGGUGGAGCACAUGAUCGACAAGUGGGAGCUGCAGAGGAGUCUUGCUAAACACAGCCGAAGUCAUAUCGGGGCUGAGGGUGGCCCACCUCCCUUUGUGCCCUUUGGACAGAAGUGUGUGCGUAAGGAGGAAGUGGACAGCCGAGAGCUGGACCAGAGGAAGACCCUGAAGACGAGCGAGGUUGCCAAGGGAGCAGACGAGAACGACGAGUUUGAGAAGCAGAGGACCGCCGCCAUCGCUGAGAUCGCCAAAAGCAAAGAGACCCGCACGUUUGGCGGAGGGGGUAACGCGGGCACCAACCUGACCCAGCCCAGCUCCACGUAUCGGAACAGGGACACCUACCAGCGGAGGAGAGAGGAGCGGGAGAGAGGCCCCCCCACUGACACUAACACUAAGCCAGAGGGGAUGUACCGGGAUCUGGUGGAUGAGCGUGCCCUGAGGGACAUCAUGGAGAUGGGCUUUAAUAAGGAGGCUGCUCGCCAGGCCCUGCUGGACAACAACAACAACCUGGAGGUGGCCCUGAACUCCCUGCUGACCGGCACCGCAGCACCGCCAAGGGGACCCCCCGUGGACCACAGCCGACCCCCACCUAGAGGGAGAGGCCGUGGACGGGGCAGGUCCAGGACAGACGAGGAUGAGGAGGGUGGAGGAAGGCCGUCUGGGCCCAGCACGCUAUUCGACUUCCUGGAGUCAAAGAUGGGAGCCUUCUCCAUCGACGAUUCAAAGAACCAAAGCCAGACAACGGAGAGGCACCAUCAGCAGGAUCACCCCCACCGGAUGAGCUUCCCCUCCGCCUCCGACAGCUACCACAGGGACUCUGGACCCUCCCACUACAGGAACGCCCCACGCAACGAGGGUGGAGGAGGAGGAGGAAGGGGCCAGCAGCGAAGUGACCGACCCCCAAGGUUCCAGCGGGACGUCGACUUCCCCAAACCUGGCGUGGACCCAUUUUCUGGUUCCUCCGGACCCUCGCAGUCCCAGAAGGGGCGAGGGGGUGGUGGGGGACUCGAUAGGGGAGGUGGAGGAUGGGACAGGGGUGGUGGAGGACCAGAGAAGGGGGGAGGAGGGGGAGGUGGAGGGUGGGACAGGGGAGCUGGGAGAUCGGAGAGAGGUGGCAGGACGGACCGGGGUCAGGAUCGGAGACAGGACGACAGGCGCGGCGAAGGGGGCAGGAGCAACGGCAUGUCGAACUCUUUGCCCACGUCAAUCUCCGCCCCCAAUUUCUCCUCCUUCCCCUCAGGUCCCUCCUCUUCAGGUCAAAGGUCGGGGGGUGGCCAUGGACAUUCUGGAAGUUUCCACCAGGAGAGCAGGGACCACCAUCAGGGUUCCUCUUCCUCAAGGGACGGUGCUCAGUCUGGCGGCGGUUUGCGGGGGGAGCAUGGUAGUGGGCCUCGGAACCAGCAACAGGGUCCAGAUGCUCAGAACCAGAGGAAAGGUCCACUAAACGGACCAGAGCCUAAAGGCUUUGAGUCAGGGGUACAGGGGGGCUCAGGUCCGGGCCCGGCAGGAGAUCCCAGAGGAGGGCGGCCGGAGCCCAGCAACCGCAGGAAGGGCAAUCGGACUGAGAGGCCCAGCUCUAUGCACUUAGACCGUGGUACUGAAGGCGGCGGUGGCGGCGGCGGGGGGAGUGGGAAUUCUGGCUUGUCCCAGGUGGAGGGCAGGAGCGGGAGCGGGAGUGGGAGUGGGGGCGGGGGAACGGCACUACAAAACGGAGAAUCUGACCACAGGCGGACGGGACCCAUAAAACAACAACAACAACAACAGUAUCAGAAUCCGCAGCAGCAGCAGCAGCAGCAGCAAGCACCACCACCACAGAAGAACACCUUCCACAAUUCUCAGCAGCAGCAGCAGAACCCCAAAAAGAGGACGGGUUCCAUAAAGCACCCGAAAGGGCCGGAGCCAGACGGGAUGAGCCACGGGCAAUGGAGACCUGGCGACCAGUGUCUUGCACUCUACUGGGAAGACAACAAGUUUUACAGGGCGCGCGUGGAUGCGGUGCAUCCCUCCGGCUCCACGGCAGUGGUGGUGUUCAGUGACUAUGGCAACUGUGAGGAGGUGCUCCUCAGCAACAUCAAGCCUGUGCACCUGGACAUGUGGGACGAAGAGGACAUUUACUUCGAGAACUCGGUGGAGUACCGGCGAGGGGGAGACGGGCAGCCCAGGCGCUCGCGGCCCACGCAGCAGUAUUACCAGCCGCCCCGCGCCCGGGACUGAGCAGCCGCCGCGCACACACACCGACGCCCGUACACACACACCUGCGCAGGAAAGAAGCAUGACUAGGCAGCCGGCAAAGUAUCCAAUGGGCCCUGGAGGCAACCGCUGAACAGUAGAAACAUCUCCACUAUUGUUGUCCCUCCCACCCAAUUCACUUGGUUUGAUGUAUCUAGAGCAGAAAGGGGGGGGGCAGGGGGGGGGAACUAUUCAAGGGCUUGCGACAUCAGUUGCAAUACAUGAAGACACACAAAAAAAAAAACAACAUUCAAUAAUUUAUGAUUCAAGCAGACGGUCUUAAUGUAUGUAGAGCGGAUUUGUAAAAUACUUGAUUGUGAUAAAUAAUAAAAGCGUAACUCUUUGCUUCA